This is a messenger RNA of Lindgomyces ingoldianus, 884 nucleotides long. RefSeq lists its product as uncharacterized. Lineage: Eukaryota; Fungi; Ascomycota; Dothideomycetes; Pleosporales; Lindgomycetaceae. The transcript has 3 exons. The record is from RefSeq and is a predicted model, not a curated record. Bases 265 to 786 code for a protein of 173 amino acids.
CGAGGAGUUUGGGGCAUCUGGCGCACACAUAUGUAUGCUGGUCUUUUCUGGCCUCCCUUCAGCUCCACGGAUCGGACUCAGAGUCAAAGUAAGGCAACCGUUUCAGACCCCCAAUUUCCAAUUAUAUCUCUCUGCUUCCUUGGUUCAAGCGAAGGCUGUAAGGUUCACAGGUAGCACUGAUCUGCCCGGCUGAAGCUCUCAUCCAAUCAAAGCACCAUCACCGCUUCACAAGACAAUUCCAAGGCUUUAGCAGCAAUUAACACCAUGGCUUCUACCUACGUUCAUAUUGGCGAUCUCAAAGAGAUCCCGGAAGAUGCUCCACCAACCCUCCACUUCCUUCGGUCCUUCAUCUCCGCCCUUGACGGCACCUCCCACACCACCCGCUCCCUCCAUUUCUCCCCCAGUGCAACAAUCAAGACUAAUGCCGAUGCACCGCUCCCUUUCGCCGGCAUGGCCAAGAUGUUCGAAAUGCGCGACCAGAUGACCGCGUCCUUCUCCCACACCGUGAACCGGGUCUGGAUCAUUGCCGAAGCUGAGGACAAGGUCACUUUACUCAUGGAUUGGAGCUCUACGACAAUACUCAAAGGGAAGGAAGACAAGCCAGCGUUCGUGGCAGAGUUCGCAGCGCUGAAGUUGGGGAAGGCAGGGACGGAAUUUGACGAGGAAGUCCAAGGCCCGAGGGGCGUGAAUGGAUUCUGGAUUGAGAAGGUGGAGAACUGGAUGGAUCCGAGUCCAGUGCAGGAGGCCAGGAAAGAGAUUCUCGAGAAGGCGGCACCGAAGGUUUAGGUUUUGCGGGUCAAAGGAGGAAUAUUUGGCAGUGGCCCUGGGAUGAGGGGGAAGAUAUGCGUCUUUAGUGUGGUUUCUAUGGCUUGUAGCGAGGUGAA